Rattus rattus (black rat) is the source of this 2467-nucleotide messenger RNA. RefSeq names its product synaptotagmin 16 (gene Syt16). Lineage: Eukaryota; Metazoa; Chordata; Mammalia; Rodentia; Muridae. The record is from RefSeq and is a predicted model, not a curated record. Bases 1 to 1497 code for a protein of 498 amino acids. The transcript has 5 exons.
AUGCUCUCUCAUUGUUUUCCUGGUUUGUCUGUCUCUGUGUUGGAUCAUGAAGCUUCACAGGAGAUUCAUCAUUCUUGUUUGCUUCCAGUUAACAGCUUUGGGGAUGAUGAAGAACCAUCCACAUCUUCUGAGAGCGAUGAAGAUGUGACUAAGCAGUUCGAGAUCUCGGUGUCCCGAUCCCAGAGUUUUCGUACAGGAGUACCUGAGAAGGGAAAGACAACAGAGUUGGAGCAGAAAAAAUGCAAACAUUUGCUGUGUACCCACCAAGAAGACAGCGCUGAAGGGUCUGCAUGUGAAGAUUUGGAUGGACCCAGCCAACUCAGUUAUUCUGAGAUUCGGUCUUACGAAGACCGCCCCAUUUCCAUUCUCUCACAAUCUCCCUGUGAGAGCAGGGACACCAGGCACCAUGGCCCUUGUCAUCCGGGCGCUGGCGUGGUCCGAAACCUCAGUCGUCCUUGUGCAGACGGCAUCCUGGAGACAGAGACAGCGUUUAUCAGUCGGGGCUUUGAAGAUCCCUAUGCCACCCACAACUCCUCUAUGUGGAGUCCAGAGGAGCAGGAUGGGACCAGUCUGCAGGUACCACCUAGGCUUCCGGAGCCUAUCUCAAAAUGUGGGGACCUCGAUGUCAUCUUUGAAUAUAGAGCUGUAACCCAGAAGCUUACCGUGACCAUUGUGAGAGCACAGGGUCUCCCAGAUAAGGACCGAAGUGGUGUCAACUCCUGGCAAGUUCACAUAGUGCUACUGCCCAGUAAGAAACAGAGGGGUAAGACGAAUAUACAGAGAGGGCCCAACCCUGUCUUCAAGGAAAAGGUCACCUUCACCAAGCUGGAGCCCAGAGAUGUGGCUGCCUGUGCUGUCCGCUUCCGCCUGUAUGCCGCCCGGAAGAUGACCCGAGAGAGAAUGAUGGGAGAGAAGGUGUUCUGUCUCAGCCACUUGCACCCAGAAGGGGAAAUGAAAGUGACUCUGGUUCUGGAGCCAAGAAGUAAUCUGAGCAGUGGAGAGUCUCCCCUCAGCCCAUCUGUGGUGUCUCACAGUGACAGUGCUUCAUCCACACAGUCACUGUCUCAUGGAGGAGUGCCAGAGCUACUGGUGGGACUGUCCUACAAUGCCACAACAGGGCGAUUAUCUGUGGAAAUGAUCAAAGGCAGCCAUUUCCGCAACCUCGCUGCUAACCGAGCUCCCGAUACUUAUGGAAAGCUCUUCCUCCUCAACUGUGUGGGUCAAGAGAUGUCCCGCUGCAAGACGUCCAUUCGGCGUGGCCAGCCCAACCCCGUCUAUAAAGAGACCUUCGUCUUCCAGGUGGCCCUCUUCCAGCUCUCGGAUGUUACCUUGAUGAUUUCCAUUUAUAGCAGACGCACAAUGAAGCGUAAAGAGAUGAUUGGCUGGAUUGCUCUGGGCCAGAACAGCAGUGGGGAGGAGGAGCAGGAGCACUGGGACGAAAUGAAGGAAAGCAAAAGCCAGCAGAUCUGCAGGUGGCAUACACUGCUGGAAUCCUAGGUUUAUCAACAGCGUUCGCGUGCUACGCCAGCCUUGCUUAUCUAACACCAAGUCAGAUCACGGCAGGUGGAGGAGCUUUCAAAUGGAGAAUUUUACUAAUCUUGGGUCAUUCCGUGGCAUGGGACCAUCUCAAAGGUUCGAUCUGAGUUUAAAUGUUGUCGUGAAAGGAAACCUACAUACACAGUACGGGCAAUGGUGUCUAGUUGAGACCACUGGCUAUAUCACAACUUGUGCUAAUGGAUGAUUGUGUUUUGGUUCGCACUAUGUGGUUCAGCUUCCUCCUGCUGUCUCUUUUUGCUGGGAGAAUAGCCUGAGAUUUCAAAGGAGCUGUAAACGUUACUGUUUUCCAUCACUGAGGUGUAUGAAUCAGACUCUUCUCAGUGUUCAAAAUUCCAAAACAGAAAUGAAUCAGAUGCUGAGCGUUACGGAAGGACGUAACCAACCACAGGCCUCUGCCACCCCUAUUCUCUUUAUGAAAAAAAAAAAGCCCUGUUUAUUUAAAAGGCAAUUGCUAUAAAUUUGUGGUGUAAAAUAAAUUUGUAUUCAUGAAAUGUCUCUUUUUAUCUCAAUUAGAUAUCACGAUUUCUAAAAGAAUUGGGGUAGACAAAUCAUCUUAGAGCUCUAAAGCAGUUAAAAAAAUGACUGUUAUCUGACCUGUCUCUUUUUGAAUAUUUAAGAUUUCCAAAGUCAAGGAUUUUUGUGCUUUCUUAUCAAAUUGGUACCCAAAGAAGAAGAGGAAAACCUAGAAGAUAAUUUAAGCCUUGGCUUUCUUGAUGUUUCAGAACCUGUCAUUCAUUUGGAUUAGACCUUUUCUAUAGAUAAUUGUACUGACUCUCACAUGUAUUUUUUUAAUGUACUUCUGCAUGCCAGCCACAUUCGUCUUUAUGCUCUGUACCUUGCUAAUAGAACAUAGAAAGAUGCAUACAGUGGAUCUCAAUAAAUACUGAUUUGAUUGACUUUCACGAGUGAA